AUGUACGCCUUGCCAAACGAGAGCUGUCGGCAGCAGCGUGGCGCAGUGGAAGCGUGCUGGGCCCAUAACCCAGAGGUCGGUGGAUCGAAACCACUCGCUGCUAGAACCUUUUUUCGCUUUUUUCAGCGAGUGGUUUCGAUCCACCGACCUCUGGGUUAUGGGCCCAGCACGCUUCCACUGCGCCACGCUGCUACCGAUGUCUUUGACGCUUCAUAG
Molecule: messenger RNA, 216 nt
Organism: Caenorhabditis briggsae
Lineage: Eukaryota; Metazoa; Nematoda; Chromadorea; Rhabditida; Rhabditidae
Exons: 3
Coding region: 1-216 (71 amino acids)
Source: RefSeq, a predicted model, not a curated record